Molecule: messenger RNA, 2550 nt
Organism: Schistosoma margrebowiei
Lineage: Eukaryota; Metazoa; Platyhelminthes; Trematoda; Strigeidida; Schistosomatidae
Source: the annotation of a GenBank genome assembly
ACAUUUAAUUUUCCGCCGACGUUUGUUUAUUUCGACCAACCUUAGUUUAUCUUGUGAUUAGUAAUCAGUAGUCACAGUAAAUCAAAAGGUUCCAUCUGAAGUGAAAUUCUAUUUUCUGAUUUCUCCAUAGUUCGCGCAUGAUGUUAAGACAUACUCUAUCGCGGUGCAUCAAAUCAAUAGUAAGGCGUUACAGGUUCUUUGCCAACCAGGUGCUGAGGGUUCAGCGAUUCAUAAAUGAACGGAAAUUACUACGCUCUGAAAUGUUUUUUGGACGUCAUGUUGGUGAACAUAAUUUUCAGGGUUGUGAAAUGGUAGGUGAGUCGAGUUAUCAACAUAGGAAUUUGCCAAACAACCGCUCUAAGCGUGACGUAGAUAUCGACUGUGACUCCAAUACCUGUGUGCGUCAAGCUAAGCGUCCACGGCGAUCUGACUCGACCUCAUCGCAUAAAGAGAACAAUGGCCUCUGUUCGGCACCGAAACACAGUUCCCUAUCUAGGUCUACAGUACUUCCAUUAAGGAGCAUCCAUCCAAUGAAUACAAUCAAUGAAUCCACAAAUGUCUCAACACUUGUUCAAAGACCUAAAGUACCUGGAGAUUCAAUUGAAACUACUACUCGGCUGACACGUUCAUGUGGUAACAAAACAAACCCAGUUGCCAUCCAGAAACGUACUUUGCGAAGCACUCACCGACGCAGCACUCAAACUACUCAGGAUGCAAUGUUACGGGUUAGGCUGGAACGUUUCCCCGUUCAGUCUUGUUCUUGUAUACAGUCUGACUCAGUCGUCUGUUCGCAUAGUAGCAGUUUGGCGAAUGGGUCACAGACAGAAACAAAAGCUUCAAAAAAAUUGCUACUCUUUUACCCUCCAAAAAGGUUUAAUUUAGCUAGAAAAGAUCAGGCAGUUAAGCUAAAGCGACUAAACGGAAGGCACAUGGAUUUCGACGUUCAAGAAUUAGGCCAGUCUUUUGGCUGUGAUCUUUCUUCUGUAUCCUCCGAUUCACUACUUAAUCAAUCUGUAGUGGGUGAUCCCCUGGAAAAAUUAUUGCGGUUAUGCGGCCAAACUAUGAUCAAGUCAUUCGAUGAAUAUUUUGAUCACACAAUAAUUGAAAGUAUGGUGAAAAUUGGCGAGGGUGUAUAUGGUGAAGUAUUUCAGUCACCGAAAGGCAAUGUGGUCAAAAUCUUCCCUGUGGAUGGAGAAGAUCUUGUCAAUGGUGAGAAGCAAAUGAAGUUUGGAGAAGUUUAUCCUGAAGUGUUCGUAUCGCAGAGGUUAAGUGAGCUUGCAUACAAGUAUCGACGUGACCGGUCAGUCAAUUUUGCUCAGCUAAAGAGAGCAACUGUUGUUCGAGGAAAACUACCUAAGGCUUUAGUUUCAAGUUGGAGGAAAUAUGAAAACCAACGGGGUUCAGACAACGAAUGUCUGGACUUCUUACCUGCUAAACAACAAUGGAUGGUUUUAGAGUCUGAAUUUGCUGGACAACCACUUUCCAAUGUACGAUUCAACACUUAUCGUGAAGCUCGUUCUGUGAUUGAGCAGAUAGCAUUGUCCUUGGCUGCCGCUGAAUCUGCUCUUCAGUUUGAACAUAGAGACUUACAUUGGCGUAAUGUAUUGGUCCGACCUACUAGACAAUUGAAACUGCGCUAUCGUGUUGGGGGAGUGAGUUAUGCCGUCUUCACUGAAGGAAUACAGGUUACAAUAAUUGAUUUCACAGUAUCCCGUCUUUGUCAUGAAGGCAACAUUGUUUACGUUGAUAUGUCAGAGUCACCAGAAAUUUUUGAGUGUGAAGGGGAUUAUCAAUUUGACAUUUACCGUAUAAUGCGCAAAAACAAUGGGAAUGAUUGGCGCCCCUUUCAUCCAAGUUCCAAUCUUUAUUGGCUUCAUUAUCUUAUGGGGAAACUCUUAAACGAAACAUCUUAUCCCAGACGUGAUCCUGAUUCCCAACCUGUGGAAUCUGAACUGCGCGCAUUAUAUAACGUGAUACUAUCAGGUGAUUAUAAUUCUAUCACACAACUUGUGAGCUCAAGUUUGUACUUCGAUGCUUGUCGAAUCGGUUAACAGGGACUCGACGAACUUCCCAAAACGUCUGAAAUCGUCCCUACUUAGAUUUUUUCCGCCUUCUAAUCUUUCAUAUGAAACUCUACCCUUUUGUUUUGAUAAAUGAUAUGUUUAAGAUAGAACUCUUCCCAUUCACAUUGAGGAACGUUAGCUUUUUGAGAACUUGUAUCAUGAAGUUCGAUAAUCUUAAAGCAAUUUUCCCGGUCUCUUGACAUUUGUUCUGUUUGUGGUUAUUUUUUAGAGAUCCCGUUUCGAAACCGCUUUUGUAUGAUCAAAUAUUGAUUUGCCAGGUUAAUUAUCGUUUGUUUACGAAUGUUAGCGCUUCCGCUGGGUUUCGUUUAUCAUGCCACAACUGGAUAUUUUCUUUGGCGGCUUUUCACUCUGACCUUAUGGAACGGCACAUAUUAUUUUCUUGCUAUUACUUUAGUAACUACUUGAAGUUAACCAACUACUUGUGCUUCCUUAAAAUACAGCAGAUCAAUAGAUGCGUACAACGCCC